AUGGAUUUACUGCGUCGUCGUUUCGAUCCUGCCACACUUAACAUUUUUUCUACGCGACCAAAUGCAAAGAAAAAACGUAAAUCACGCACAGCAUUUACCAAUCAUCAAAUCUUUGAGCUCGAGAAACGUUUCCUCUACCAAAAGUAUUUAUCACCGGCCGAUCGUGAUGAAAUUGCAGCAGCCCUAAGUCUAUCCAAUGCUCAGGUGAUCACUUGGUUCCAGAACCGACGAGCCAAAUUGAAGCGUGACAUGGAGGAGCUGAAGAAGGACGUUGAGAGCGUGAAACAAUUACCCGACCAGUCAGCAGAUAUCAACAGCCACCAAUACCAGUCGGCGUGCCGUCAGCGCCUACAGCAACAUCAACAACACCUAAUGGCCACGCUCAACAACCACCACAAUUUGGCGCACCACUUGCUCCCAAUAUCGCCUUUAUCUUGCCUGCAAUCACAGUCAGCCACACAACACCCGCAUCAGCAACAACAAUUAGGUCAAUACCAGCACAAACACAUGAGCAACUUGAGCCAAAUGCAAUCAAUGUCUCCACUGAAAUUGCAACCAGCAACAGAAGCGUCAGCAGCGCGCGCCAUGGCAACAACAGCGAAGAAGCGAGAUCGAACAGCCGCACAGCCACCGAUGGUGGCGCAUUUCAGUCAAGGCUGCAACAACUCAACAGUAGCCGAGGAUAAGAAAGAGCUGAAAAUGCUAAAAAUGAUGACACUGAUGUACUACACCAGUCGCGCACAGGCCGAUGCUGCAUCUGCGGAGGGCAUCGCAGUAUGUGCCGAAACAGUUGGUAAGGGCAACAGCAACGGCAACGGCAGCAACAACUGUGGCAUACAUGUCGACCGCACGCCGUGCAAAUUCAAUGGCAAUUAGUAGACCCUUUUAUCCAAUUAAUUGAAGAAAAAUCUGUAUUAGCCCAAUUUGUAAAUUAUAUUUUAAUAUUAUAUAAUAAUGAGUGCAUACAUGCGUAUGUAUGUGUGUACGCUCGCAUGUCGUAUGAUGGAGUAAGAGACGUUGUACUAUACGUAGAUGUAGGUAGAAAUAUGAUUACGUAGUAAGGAAGUAUGUUUGCACAUGUAGAGGUGUGCACACUCAGCGACAGAUAUGAGGAAACAGUUACUAUGCCAAUUGCCAAAAUGUAAAUUAUACAUACAUACAUACACACAUAUUAUACUUGUAUGUGUACGAGUAUAAAUUGAAAAAGUAGGUCAUUAAGCUCUGCACUUAUGCCAUAGCAAAUGUAUAGUGGGUCAAAAUAAUAUUCCUCGCCUACUCUGUGUAACUUUUACUACCAAAUUUUGUAAUUUUUUGUUACUUAAGUUAAUGGCAAAUAAUUAUUCAUCGAGGUGGAAUAUUGAACGUUUGAGAGAAGGUCGCACAAAUCG
Molecule: messenger RNA, 1388 nt
Organism: Anastrepha obliqua
Lineage: Eukaryota; Metazoa; Arthropoda; Insecta; Diptera; Tephritidae
Product: short stature homeobox protein 2-like
Exons: 4
Coding region: 1-876 (291 amino acids)
Biological process (GO): regulation of DNA-templated transcription
Molecular function (GO): DNA binding; DNA-binding transcription factor activity, RNA polymerase II-specific
Source: RefSeq, a predicted model, not a curated record